CUUUGCCUGUCUCUCGUAUAUGAUGACCAUUUAUGUAUGUGUUUUGUGCAUGAUGGCAUCUGAUACUGGGUGGAGCGGAUGAUGGCAUCUUAUUAUCCUGGUGUGAAUAAAUACUACUAAAUAUAUGAGGUACAUGAAACUUCUAAUGAAGUGAAUGUCUGCUCUUUAAGAAACUCUUUCUACUGUUAUUCUACUUGCUCAACAUGGCCCACUACUACUCUCUUUAACUUUUUUCCUACUAUAAACACCUUCACUUAUCUUGCUUUCCCUCUGCUUCCUUCAACAACUUGAAACUCUUCUACAAUUCUAAGCUUCUUUCUAUUGUUCUUCACCUUCUACUGCAACAACCAAUAUUCCCUCCACUUCUCACUAAAAACAUAAGCCGAUAUUCCCUCUGUAACUCACCAAACUUUAGCCAUGUAUUCAGGUGAUGCUCCCGCGCUUGGGUUCAUGACACCUACUGACAGAGCUAUAUACCCUGUUGACAUUAGCAUGAUGCAAAACGAUAUAAAUAUACCCACCACAAAUUUCAGUGGUUAUUCAGGGCUUUUACACUACUCUCAGACUCAAAAUUUCCCUACAGUUUAUGAAUUUGGUCCGCAGUUUUCAUGUCUUAGCAACACUUCUUCAGCUUCUGAUGAGGCAGAAGAACUGCAGCUAAGAGUCAUCGAUGAAAGGAAACGAAGAAGAAUGAUAUCAAACAGGGAAUCUGCUCGUCGGUCAAGAAUGCGCAAACAGAAACAUUUAGAUGAGCUUUGGUCACAGGUCGUUCGGCUCCGGAAUGAAAACCGCGAACUCAUCAACAAAUUAAAUCAUGUCUUGGAGUGUCACGAGAACAUUCUUCAAGAGAAUACUCACCUUAGGAAAGAUGCUUCUGAACUCCGGACAAAGCUUGCGGAGCUGCAGCAACUUGAUAAACCUUGCAAGGCUUUGAGAGAAGUUCCCUGCAACACAGCUCAUCUAAGAGCUGAACCUUCAACUCAAUCCAUCACUAGUUCCAUGGAUUUACUCCAUUAGAUGAAACGCGUGUCUCUUUGUCCUUUCUCUCUCAGCUCCUAUCUUCUUCUGUUAAGUAUUAAAAAAUUACUAAUCCACCUUUGUCUUCAAUUGAGCUGCAUCGACAUGUAAAGAGACUUCUUAAUAACAAAUUUUAGGAUUUUCAUUUUAAUGAACAAUUGUUAUAAUA
Messenger RNA from Papaver somniferum (opium poppy), 1186 nucleotides. RefSeq names its product basic leucine zipper 43-like. The record is from RefSeq and is a predicted model, not a curated record. Lineage: Eukaryota; Viridiplantae; Streptophyta; Magnoliopsida; Ranunculales; Papaveraceae. Gene Ontology annotation, biological process: regulation of DNA-templated transcription. The transcript has a single exon. Gene Ontology annotation, molecular function: DNA-binding transcription factor activity. Bases 418 to 1017 code for a protein of 199 amino acids.